This is a messenger RNA of Cryptococcus wingfieldii CBS 7118, 516 nucleotides long. RefSeq lists its product as hypothetical. The coding region runs from base 1 to 516 and encodes 171 amino acids. The transcript is spliced from 5 exons. The record is from RefSeq and is a predicted model, not a curated record. NCBI's taxonomy places the organism in Eukaryota, Fungi, Basidiomycota, Tremellomycetes, Tremellales, Cryptococcaceae.
AUGCCCGGAAACUGGCUUAGAGGUAUCAAGGGCCUUGUCACGGGCUUGCUUUUGGCUUCGGCCUUCUGCUCGUUCAUCAUCGACAUUAUAAUGAUCCUCAAAGUGAGGCAUUACAGCAGCACCUACCCCCCUGCAGUCGUCGCCCUUAUAGUCUGCUCAAUCUUGGAGUGGCUUUAUGUUCUCAUGCUCAUGAUCAUGCCGAGAUCGAACAUGUUCCGGGCCACUUCCGUCGCAGCUGUCAUUGGUCUUUUCACCUGUUUUAGCUUUGCCUGUAUCGUCGCUACGACCGUUCUUCGACACCACUCAAAGUACUGUGACACCAGCCUUGCAGACAACGGCGAUCUUUGUGGUGUCCUUCGAGGUACCGAAGGUCUUGGUUGGAUGCUCUUUGGGUUCAACCUGAUCUACCUGUGUCUUCUCCCCGUCCUUGCUAGUGGCGGCCACUGGAGCCGAACCAUACACGAACUUCCCUACGAAGAGAAGUUUGUCGACGAGGAGAAGGCUCCUGCUCACUAA